UACGGUCAAAACCAAAAAUAGCAAAAAAAAACACUAUAUUUAUUGCUGUAAACAAGAAAGCAAUAAUUAUUUCCAAUUAAUUAAUUCUGACGUUUCAAUUUACCAUAGUACUACGGAAAGAGUAACAUUUUCCCGUACAAUGAAUUCACUCGUCCUAUGGUUCAUUCGUGGUUCAUCCACUCGGUGUUUACUAUUUUACUCGCGCUGGGGAAACACGCGAGCCGAAGCUUUUGGAGCAUUGUCGAACCAACGCGACCGCCCUCUGCUUACAAACAUAUACACUAGCACACACACGAACGAUUUGUGCCAGGAGCCUGUGCUGGCAGAUGUCAGUGCGUGCGCGCUCCAGUAUCGCAUCAGCUGUACUGUCAAACGGUCGUGUAGAGUUGUAGUAUUUUAUAAUAGAAAAAACAUUACCCUUCUUACAACUUAAAAUUGAUCAAUCAUAAAACAUUUUACAUGGAAAGGAAGAAAAAACUUAGCCAAAAAUGUGCAGUGAAUUUGUGGUAUCGCAACUGAACGGGACGGUCACUACUUAAGCAGGUGUGCCAUUAGGCGCCCCUUCCACACAGGACACGAUCAACCACUGGUCUUCAAUCAAUCCGUCACAUUUCCACAUUUUGUUUAAUUUCCAAAAAAAAACGAAAAAAAAUCGCCAUGUCCAUAACAACCCGAUGGCAGACUGCUGCAUGAGAUGAUCGUGUCUGUGCUUAAGAGACGUCCAUCUUUGCCACAAUUGAGAUGGUCUUUAGCAGGUCCGUAUCGGUCUGGUACCAGCGUACGCGGACAUACUCGUAGAAUCGUCUGAAAGGGCCAUUGGGAAAUAGAGCUCGAAAUAACCUAAAAAAAAACAUCAAUCCAUACGAACUCCAUACAACCCGGCCACCAAACAAACCCGAGUCCGUAAUCGUUAGUAUCCGUGUAAAGCUCGUGGCACACGGCCGAGCACGGACGCUACGCUGGCCCACACUCCACCGGCCGGGGCAGUGCAGCGGGGCAAGGAUGCACCGGUUGCCGCCCGCAGUAAGAUGACGGCACCGUACGAGGGUUUGCGCCCGCGUCACAAACGAACCCAACGCCAGAUGGUGCGCGGCAGCGUCGGAUGGCGAUACCUGGCAACCGGAAGGGGUAACCAUCGGCAUGCAGGCACCGGUCGGCGAGGGUCCGUGAUGCGGACGGUGGCGGUUUUGCCGUCCAUCUUGGAACCGGUGGUCACACCACCGGUGGACAUCUGUAGCCAUACUAGUUUUAAUUAUAAAUUUUAUCGUUACCAAUACCUUCGACCUGUAGCUAUUCUGUACAUAGCGUUAGCGAUAAUUCUAGCAAACGUGUCAGCAUUUGAGCCGGACUUUGUAUAUCCACUGGAGAACGUAACGGUUGCGAAAGGUCGCGACGCCACGUUCACCUGCGUUGUGAACAAUCUCGGUGGUUAUCGGGUGAGUGGGGAAGCAACACCGGCCCGGGUUGCCUGGAUAAAGGCGGACGCAAAAGCGAUCCUGGCAAUACACGAGCACGUCAUCACCAACAAUGGCCGAUUGUCGGUGACGCACAACGACUACAACACCUGGACACUGGUGAUCCGGAACGUCAAAAUGGAGGACCGGGGCGUUUACAUGUGUCAGGUCAAUACGGAUCCGAUGAAGAUGCAGACUGCCUUCCUUGAGGUGGUGAUACCGCCGGACAUCAUCUACGAGGAAACGUCCGGCGACAUGAUGGUGCCCGAAGGUGGUUCGGCAAAGCUAAUCUGCAAGGCACGCGGUUAUCCGAAGCCAAAGAUCGUGUGGCGAAGGGAGGAUGGACGUGAAAUCAUUGCCCGCAACGGCACGCACGGAAAGAUGAAAGCAACGAUAGUCGAAGGUGAGAUGUUGUCACUGACGAAGGUGACACGUUCCGAGAUGGGAGCGUACAUGUGCAUCGCCUCGAACGGCGUACCACCGUCCGUGAGCAAACGGCUCAAGCUGCAAGUACACUUUCAUCCACUGAUCCAGGUGCCAAACCAGCUCGUCGGUGCUCCACUCGGUACGGACGUAACGCUUAUCUGCAACGUGGAGGCAUCACCGAAAGCCAUCAACUACUGGCAGCGUGAAAAUGGCGAAAUGAUCAUCUCCAACGAGCGGUAUCUGAUGAACGAGAACGAAAGCUCCAUGUACGCGGUCCAGAUGACGCUGGUCAUACGCAAGCUGCACAAAUCGGACAUGGGCGGCUAUAAGUGCAUUUCCAAGAACAGCAUUGGUGAUGCGGAGGGUACGAUACGGCUGUACGAAAUGGAGCUGCAGAAGAAAACCAAAUCGGCCCAUCGUGUGAACAGUGUGGAGGACACCUCGGGCAACGAUGAAAUCAACUCAACGCCCAACAUCGACCAGUCCGAGGAGAGUAACAAAAUACACAAAAAUGGCCGUCUUUAUAAGGGUUUGCAGGCGGGUGAGCACGACCUAAUUAGCUCCAACACUAGUGAUGCCUCCAUCCGGAGUAGGUGGACAAGCUUAUGGCCCCUGAUGCUCGGUGCGUUGACCGUACUAACGGUACGCUUCCGGUGUCACUUGUGUACCCCACCCAGUGUGAAUUGUUGAGCUAGCGCCCUAGCUUCGGGUGCUUGACGUCGUCCUGAGGCCAUCCUUUACCCACGGUCUCUUCAAGGACAACAAAUCACAGGUACGCAUGGUGUUCUAGAGGGUCUACCAAUACAUUGCAGAAUAAAUCUGACAGAAGAGAUCCCAUAGGCGAAGACCUGAAAUCCUAGGACAUCAGUAAGAUAAGAUACUAUGAGGUAUUAAGCAGUUUUAUUGUGUAGAAUUCAUACCGUUUGCAGCUCAAACUGAUCUCACUGUGCAUACGUAGCGUAUCGACAACAUUGCGCCCUAAAGUAUGCAAUUAUCAUACAAAUUACUGCUUUCUACAUUCUCUACACUCCAAAAACAUAUUUCUUGUGCUUUAAGGUGUACAUUUGCCUGUAUUCUAAUUCGCUAACAUUUUCACAAACGAUUUCUAUUUUUCCAUCCAUAUCACGACGAAUGAAACGUAUACGCAUUGUAUGUGAGAUCCGUCAAAGCUUGACUAUUUAAAUCCGAUUUAUCUGUCAAAACGAUCCAGCAUUGAUAGCGAACGGUAUGGGUUCUGUACGGAGGAACUUUGUAAAAUAGCACAACUCCUAUGAUUUGAUUACUCAAUCAAUUGAUGGGAAAUGGGAAAAGCAUCUACUACCAUUGUAAGCUAGGGAGCGUAUAAGAGCUAACCAAGUAUGACCGGGAUGUGUGAAUGGCUGACGGAUAUUGUCACGGCUUAGACUUAGACACUUAAACUGGCAAGUAACUCCAAAAUAAAAAAAAAAUGUUCCACCAUUUCACCUACACCGUUACAAUGUUCAAGCCAAGUAUGAAUGUGCGUGUCUGCAGGGAUGUUUGACCAUGUGUGUCUGUGCGUGUGUUUCAGUAGCGUAUAGGCCGUUAUGUCAUUAUAGAGAUGUAAAAUUAAAACAAAAAUAGCAAAAAACGAACUUUUGUUUUCGGUUUUGAAAAAAAUAAAAAGACGAAAAGUUUGUCUUUUAUCGAUUUGAAAAAUAAAACUACAUUAAGAAUAUCUUAUAACAAAAAAAUACGCAAAACAAAAACGGAAGAAAGUGAGCUCUCUCAGCAUAAAAGAAGAUUAGUAAAAUUGUGCACCGAAUAAUGCUGAACCCCGUAGCUCGUCUUCCUGAUUACCGGUAUGUGUUAGACGGUUGUCAGGUUGCGGUUCACUGGAAAAUGGAUGAGAGUGCAGCAUGGGAAAAACAAAUAGACACACACACACACAACCACGCAGAAAAACGCGGGAGAAACCAAUUAUGAAGAUGAGACAAAUGUGGUCCAUAUUGGGGUUUUUGUUUUUCGCUUUCUCACUAUUUUUUUCCUACCAAAACCCGUAAACAGUCCAUUCAUCAUGGCUUUGGUUUGGUUAAUGGUGCACCACUAGCACAUGACGCAUGACGACGAACCUUAUCUGUUUUUUUUUUCUGUUAUCCCACUACAGAAAUGAAGGGGAAAAAAGCGGUAAAGGCUUUGGAUGAUUUUUUUUUCUCUCAUUUUACCCCAACAAUCUCGCUUCAUUGUCACCGGAUUGGGCAGUGAGGCGUGAACGCUGCACCAGCUCAACGGCUAAUGAGUCGCACAGAAAACAGGGGAUCGGGAGGCGAAUAAAAAAAACCGGGAACGGGUUUUUGCAACGUGCGGAACGCUUUGCCGUCAUUAGCCGUAAUGGAAAUUAUUUCCAGCGAGCCGACCAUUCAUUGUAAUAAUUGUUGUUGGUUUUUCACGCUUAUUUCCCUAAGCGCGCGCGCGUGUGUGUGUGCAUGUGUUGAUGGAAAGAUGCAACUACAUCUGUUACAUGAUUCAGUUUCGCGUUCCACAAAGUCACAGUCAGCCGGUCCGGCAGGAUGUAAUGGCAAAACGGCUUUCAGCGAUUAAAAACCAUAGCAAACACCGAAGCUGUAGCGCAAACCAGACAGCUGUGCGGGGGAAGGGGAAAAAACUAAUCCAUCUCUGAUUGGAAGAAAAGUGCCAAAAAAACAAAAAUUGCAUACCCUUACACGGGGCGUGAAACUACUCUUCCCUGUAUAUGUUUCAGAUCAUUAAGAGAGCUAGCUAAAGGCAAGGAUGAUUUCUGUUUGCAAAAUUUGCUGAAAAGCUAUACAUAAAAUAAAUAACAAGAAUGGGUAAAAUUGUUAUUAAGUGUAUAAAUAAAUACAAGAAAGCAACACGCGAAGAACACGAGUAGCCGAAAAUGCUAAACUGAAUGCAUACAUUCAGGCGCCAUACAGCAAAAUUAAACGAAACAAGGAAUGGAAUUUCGUAGGCAAUAAAUCGGUACAGGAAGGUGGGGGGGAGGGGGAAGUAUGGUGCGGGGAGUAAAAAAAAGGGAAAUGGGAAAACUAAUUAAGUACCCAUUCACGUCACGAUAGUAAGAGUAAUGGUAACACUAAUGAUUACGAAUUGAAAUUAUUACACUAUCCAACAACAAAAAAACACCCCUACCAGUAACAAUAAUAAAUGCAUUAUCCAAGGUAAAAGCGAUUCAAUUUACCCAAACACAAACACACACAAUAAAAAAACGCCGGUUUGAAUCAAGCGCCAAACCAUUGGAAGAUAGUACGAACGGUAGUGAUGCUGGUGUUAAGGUGACAGUUUUUGUUACAGCAAUGCCCUAACAGCGCAUUUUGUGUGGGAUUGCAUACUGUUAGGCGACCUUUAACAAUAACGCAACCGAUACGCCUGAGGUCAUUUUAACUGACUUGCGACAUUAUUUUGCAAUGUUUGUUUAAUAAUAUUGUCUGCUAAAUAUGACGAUAGUAAGCAUUCAUCAUAUGUCACCUCAUUCAUCUCAGCUCACCAUUCGGGUAUAGUCACCGUUUUCAUGUCCCCGGUACAGGUGAAACGACUAACAGGCAACUAAAUAAAGCGAAUGAAAUCAAAACACCGAUUAGGUCGGCGGUGUGGUAAUGGAUAGUUUAAAAUUUGCUACCAAAAAAAAACAGAAGAAACUAUUAAAAGAAGCAAACAAACAAUACAAAAGAUAUAACUCACCAGGCACCAAGGCAAUCGAUCAAUCAAUUCCGUUGAUCUAUUACAUAUAUAAAUAAGCAUUCAUAUUUACGCAUACAAUCAGCCGCAAAACGAGCUCACGUAAUGUAUGAGAUUGGUAAAUGGUGGUACGGGACGGUUGGGUGGUAAGCAAGAAACAAGGAUAGGGUUGCUAUAUUUGUUGUUUUAUCGUUCGAUAUCUUACGUAAGCUGUUAGAUUGUGGGACUUGGGACCCGUCUGAAAUGUGUGGAUGGGCAAGUGUGUGCGUGUGUAUGUGUGUCAUGCGAGCGUGUCUGUGUGUGAUUGUGUGGGAACACACAAAAAAAAUAUAAACACAAGUAAGAAUGUUUCCCGUGGGAAAUCAAAAGGAUAAGUAAGGGAAAGUGAGAAAAAGGAACAGUUGGAUGUAAAAGCGUAGGACAAAGGAGCAUGUGAAAAUUUGUUACAUAUUUUACUGGAUAGUUUUAAUCGCUUUUAUUUUAAUUCUGUAGCACAAAAACAUGACGACAGUUUUGUUUAAAGCACACGGAGAUGGUAAGGAAUACGAUACAAAACAAGCAAAAGUCGAAACGAAAAUUUUAGAACAUAUUAUCAAUAGCUUAGCGGGGAUUAUCAAUAAAAAAAUCACUCUUACAAACACUUACCAGCAUUUAAUGAUGGGUUUCUUUUUUUUGCGAAAAACCUACGGAAAAAAUAAAAAAAAACAUUAGAAGAGGAAGCAAACGGAAGGCGAAUAGAGAAAGAAGCAUGUAAAAAGCGAUUUUGGGUGACGUAACUCAAAAUCGAACCGGCAUUAUCCUUUUCAGCACUGUAAAAAUUUGCAAACGCAACACCGAAUAUAGAAGUGUGAAGGAAGGAAUACAAAACUAUUGCUAACGGAAAUGAAACUCAUACAAGCUUAAUCAAGAAGUAAAAAUAAAAUAUAAAAUUAAACAGAGAAAACCAACACCGCAAAACAAAAGGUUAAUAAUGAAAGAGGAAAGAGAGAAAGAAAGUUACUCUGCACAGUAAAGUAACAGUGCAACAACAACAACAUUAAAGGAAAAUCCAUACAAUCUUGCAGAAAAUAAAGUAAUAAUUAUGCAAAUGGAUAAAGUAAAGCAGAAACGAGAAAACGCAAGAUGCAAAUAUGAAGUAGGUAAGUAACAAAGAGUAAAUACAUAGUGUUACAGCAAACAAACAAAACAAAGCAAACACAAUCCCAAGCGAAUUGUGGUGAUGGCGUCUGUUUACAUUCAUUUUGUUUACCGCCCAGUGUGAAAAGCGAUGAACUGGAAAUAAAGAGAGAGAGAGAGAGAGAGAGAGAGAGAGAAAGAGAGAGAGAGAGAAAAAGAGAGAGAGAGAGAGAAAGAGAGAGAAAGAUAAAACCCAUCAUGCAGAACGAUUUAUGAUAUAAUCAUAAAACCAACAGGAACAAAAAACUGAACAUAACAAGCGAUUGAACUAAUGGUGAAAAAUACACGAAUAAUAAAAACUAAAAACAA
Anopheles funestus (African malaria mosquito) is the source of this 7037-nucleotide messenger RNA. RefSeq names its product protein amalgam (gene DIP-beta). The coding region runs from base 1029 to 2570 and encodes 513 amino acids. NCBI's taxonomy places the organism in Eukaryota, Metazoa, Arthropoda, Insecta, Diptera, Culicidae. The record is from RefSeq and is a predicted model, not a curated record. The transcript is spliced from 12 exons. Gene Ontology annotation, cellular component: neuron projection.